This is a messenger RNA of Plasmodium adleri (nom. inval.), 1806 nucleotides long. RefSeq names its product transporter, putative. Gene Ontology annotation, molecular function: transmembrane transporter activity. The transcript has a single exon. Gene Ontology annotation, biological process: transmembrane transport. Bases 1 to 1806 code for a protein of 601 amino acids. The record is from RefSeq and is a predicted model, not a curated record. Lineage: Eukaryota; Apicomplexa; Aconoidasida; Haemosporida; Plasmodiidae.
AUGAAAAAUGUAAAGGAUAAAACGAUAAUUUCCCUUUUUAUGUACAGUAUUUCUACGACCGCUAUAGUUUAUCAGAAUUAUAUUUUCAUAUCUAAUUUAUUAAAGAAUUAUCGAGCAUUUGAAUGGUUGUGCAUAAAAAAUGAAGAUGAUAAUAUUAUUAAUGAUGAUUUCUUUGUAUGCAAUGAACAAGAAAAUUAUGUUCAAUAUUUAUUAAUUCUAGGAUUUAUUAUUCAAUUUUUAUCAGGAUCUAUAGGAAGUGUAUUAAUAAAAAUAUUUUCUAAAAAAAUUAUAGCACAAACAGCAUUUGUUUUCUUAUUCUUCGGUUGGAUUAUACUAGGAACUGCUUUAUCUUAUUCAAAAUAUUAUGUUGAUAAUAAUAUAAAGAAUAAAAUACCAUUGGUCAGUUUUUUCUUAAACUUGUCUUUUAUCUUUUUUGGAAUAGGAUCAGAUAAUUCUUACCUUCCAAUUAUUUAUUAUAUUAAUGACAGAUAUCCUGUAGAAGAUAUCAAUAAAAAUUUAUAUACAAUUGAAAAUAAUAAUAAUAAUAAUAAAUUACAAAAAUUAAAAUAUAUCCUAAAAAAUAAAAAUUAUAUACUAAUCAGUACUAUGUCAUCACUAGCUGUUCUAAGCUUGUUUGUAGGAAAUGUCAUAAAUAUUACUUUAAAAUAUCUACACUUUCAAAAUAAUGUUAUAAUUGUCAUUUUAACUUACCUUGCAUUGUGCGUAAUUCCUGCCUUUUUCAUAGCAAACUUUCUUGAUUACAAUCCUAAUAUGAAUAAAAAUGAUAAUCAACUUGUAUCAGAGGAUAACAUACAAACUGAGGAAGAUAAAAAUAAAAUAAAUUAUAUCAACAGUGUGAAUCAUAUAAAUAAUAUAAAUGAUGGAAUUAAUUCAAAUAAUAUAAAUGAUGGAAUUAAUUCAAAUAAUAUAAAUGAUGCUAUUAUUUCAAAUAAUUCAUAUAAUUCUAUUAAUGUGCAACAUAUGAAACAAAACACUCAUAAUAACUUUAAUCAUACCGAACAUGUUAAUGAAAAAACACUUCUUAAAAAUGACCUGAACAAUUCAGGUGAAAAAAAUGUACAGGCAGCUAGCCAAAAUGUUGUUGUAGUGAAUAUGGGAAAGGAUGAAAUAUAUGAGCAAAAUGAGAAAAGAAGAGUAAAAUUAUUUAAUUUAAACGAUGUAGAUUUUGGUUUAUUAAAGAAUCAGAUCAAAUCAUCAUUAUAUAUAUUUAUUGUAGUUGAAUUUUUUUUGAUAACAUUCAGUGUAUGUUAUUUUAUGUUUUCAUUAUUUGACAUAUAUGAAAAUAAUGUAUUUGGUGAUACCUUGAAUAUAUAUUCUUUAAUAUUACCAUCUAGUUUUAUAUUUACCUUAAUAUUUGGCAUAAUAGCGGAUGUAAUAAAUAUAUCAAAUUUUAUAAGUUUCAAUUUAAUAUUAGGAAUAUUUGUAUAUAUCCUUAUAUAUUUUUAUUAUACAACAACAAAUGUAACAAUUGGAUAUAUAUCUUUAGUUCUAUAUUUUUUUCAUCAGAGUUUUUUUGCGAAUCAUAUGUAUAUGUACAUGUCUACUAUAUUUAAGCAAGAUAAUUUCUCAAUUCUUAUUGGCAUAAUAAAUACAUUUGCCUCAUUAGCAUUUUUUAUGUCAUAUAAAAUACAUGAGUUUAUAAAAAUGAAGAAUAAAAAUAGUGUAUAUCCAAAGGCAAUAGCUCAAGGGCUUUUUAUAUCUUAUGUUGUUAUUUUUUUUACGCACAUAUUUUAUAUUAAAAGAAAAAUGCGUUAUCACAUUAUCUCUGGUACUUUUUCAAAGUAG